AUGACACCUCCACUAGGAAGAGUCACCGAAAGCGAAAGCGUUACGGUUGAAAGAAUAGCAAGAAGACGAGAAUCGCUUGCGAAGAAAGUGCCAACAAGGACAUGGGAGGCGAAUGUGUUCCACACACGAGGUGAAAUGAUGCACAACGCUACUUAUGCGAUGAUCGGAACCAGCCGCGCGAAGCUUUUAGACACUCAGUCGAUCAACAUUUUCAUUAACUGUUUCUGGACUCCAUCGUCAUCGAUCAGCGUUGGAGUGCCGAGGGAGUUUCGGGUGGGUAGCGCCGAGGCAGAGACCGGCGACGGCAACCAACGUGCCAUCGUCGUGCGAUUGUUGCUGAAGAGCGACGGAAUCAGGUUGCAGGGGGAGACGAACUUGGUUUUCUUGCUCCUAAUCUGGCUUGGCAUUUUCGAAUGUUCCGCCAUUCGUCAUUCUUUGGGAUUUCCAUGCCCGAAAAAGCUGGUUCCAUUGACUAGUGAAACUAGCAAAAUUAACUUCUUGAAAGGGCAUACGCUUUGA
This is a messenger RNA of Necator americanus (New World hookworm), 519 nucleotides long. RefSeq lists its product as uncharacterized. The record is from RefSeq and is a predicted model, not a curated record. The transcript has a single exon. Lineage: Eukaryota; Metazoa; Nematoda; Chromadorea; Rhabditida; Ancylostomatidae. The coding region runs from base 1 to 519 and encodes 172 amino acids.